Messenger RNA from Calliphora vicina (urban bluebottle blowfly), 14228 nucleotides. RefSeq lists its product as uncharacterized. The transcript is spliced from 19 exons. Gene Ontology annotation, molecular function: protein binding; protein kinase activity. Bases 437 to 11698 code for a protein of 3753 amino acids. NCBI's taxonomy places the organism in Eukaryota, Metazoa, Arthropoda, Insecta, Diptera, Calliphoridae. The record is from RefSeq and is a predicted model, not a curated record.
CGGCAACGACAAGCUGGCAGCAAGCAAACUUUGCCGACAACAACGAUCGAUUGCUAGAAAAUUUUUGUUUUUAGUCUCGUCCGAGUAACGCGUGUGUACGGUACGAAAUAUCUAAAAAGAUUUAACAGUGAACGCGUGCGAAUUCAAUUCAUUCAAUUUGAAUUUGAAUACACACUUAUAUAGCAAACAAAAAAAAAGUAUCAAUUGAAAAAGAGUAGAAAUAUUAAAGAAAAGUGUUCCAAAAUUUGAAACGAAACGAAAAGAAAAACUAAAAUAAUUUAAAUAAAACGAAAUAGAACAAAACAGAUAAAAAAGAACGCACGCGAACAAAUAAGGAUACUAACCAACCCCACAAAAGAAAUACAACCAAACACACGCGUUCCAAGAAAAAAACAAAAUUGAAGUCUGAAAAAAAAGAAGAAAAUUUGAAAGAAACAUGGAACGUCAUCGGACAUUGGAUUCAUCAAUGUCCUCAUUGUAUUCGGGCUCGAAUGUUUCACAAACACCAUCACGCCAGCUGGAACCCUCCAACUAUCAUUAUCCCACAUCAUCGACCGCACCAUCACCCACACCCAGUGGCGCUGGUGGUCAAUUGAUGCCAACGAAUCUAAACAACGACAGUUUGGGCAGUGGUGGCAGCACAACAUCACAGAGUGGCCUGCGUGCCACCACCAUUGGAACGGUGGUGGUGCGUUGUGGUCCCAUACAAUUGGUGAUUGCUCUAUUGCAAAGUACCGAGAAAUUAUAUAUAAAAGUUGUGGAACUUGAGCCAAAGAUUACAACCUUAGGUGCUAAUCUUGAUGAAUCCGUAAGACUACAAAAAGAACACGAUGAGACUCUUAAGAAUGUACAGAAUUUACCCGGCCCCAUGGAAGAAUUUGUACACAAAGCCGACAAAUUACUGGCCAGUAAACGUAUCAGUUCAGAACUAGUCAAUGCCAUGGCUGAUACACUGAAUAUCAUAUGGGGCGAUAUUUUACACCUGCUGCAAGAUCGUCAGCAUAUUUUACAUUUAUGCACAGAUUUCCAUGACAAAAUGCAGCAAUGCCAACGGCGCAUGGAUCAGCUGGAGGUGGCGUGCAUAGACACAAUGAUACCCAUCGAAGUGACAGCCGUACAAGAGUUCCUCAACAAAUUCAAACAACUGCGCAUUGAUAUGCUGACAGCUGUUAUGGCCGCUCUCAAAGAUGGCAACGAGUUGCUGGCACAACUGCAAGAACUAGAGAAUAUGGAGAGUUUAGACACACGACCGGAACACAUCAAACGUGAUGCAACACGUUCCGUUCAUCAAGUACAACAAUGGUUGGAAGCUUUACACGAUCGCCGCAAUGCUUUGGAAAUUGCUUGGCAGACAAGAAAAACACAAUUAGAACAGUGUCUGGCAUUGGCCAUGUUGGGAAGAGAACUCGUAGAGGUAGAGGCCACUUUGGUGCAGCAGCGUAAUGAGGUGACAUCUAUGUUUAGUUUGGGCGAAUGUGAGCACACAGCCAACAAUGCCUUGCACAAUUAUAGGGAAUGGAAGCAGCAGGCUAUGCUGCUGAGAGAUCGUGCUCUCAAAAUAACCAGAGCAAAAGAAAAACUACAGGCCUCCGGCACAUUUACAGGCGAUGAGGCGUGUGCAAGAGCCUACAAUGUUUUAAGUGCUUGUACAGAACAUUUAGAUUUAGUCGAUCAGCGUGAACAUUGGCUACAGCAAUCUCGUGAUUUCUUCUCCAAAGCAGACAAUACACUAAAGGUAUUGGAAAAAUUAGAAGUUGAAUUGUCCAACGUUAAACUGCCACCCAAUUCCCCAGAAAGUUUUGCCAUGUAUGCCAAAGUCCAUCGAGAUGUGGGCAACUUUACGGAGGAACCCUUAAGAUUAGGCUACAGCAUACUCGAUGAGGUGGGACGCACCCAACCCGAAACUCAGGGCAUUAAGAGGGUAUUAGAUGAAAUAGAAAAUCGCAAGGCCUACAUUGAAGGCAUUUGUGCCAAUAGCAAUGAAGAUCAACGUCGGGUACAACAAGCUCUUAAGGAAUUUUUGCUACAAUACAAUGAUCUAUUGGAGUGGCUGAUGUCCUCAGGUCAGCAUUAUUUGCAACAAAACAUACACAUGGGCCGUAAUCUGGAGCAAAGUAAACAAUUCCUUUUGCAGCAUCACGAACUCAUGCAGGAUUUGGAGAUCAAAGGUGAACUUAUAAAUUUAUUACUGGAAUCCAUUAAAACCCACUUGGAAUCCUUGAGUGCCCAACAACGCUACGAUGUCGAUUCAAAGGCUGAAUCAUUGCACAAACAUUGGAUUGAAUUAAAGGAUCUGGUGUUGAAACGUGUCGAUUGUGUUUCAGUUUUAAUAGAAUUCUUCGACAAGGCCAAUGAAUUUGCCAGUCAAUUGGACAAUUUGAAACGUCAGUUGUCGCAAACGCCCAAUGAACAGAAAUUGCAAUUUUUACAGGAAACCUGGCAGAAUAUACGCAACGAUUUCAGUGAUCUGAAGAAUUUGGGCAAUCGCUUUUUGCACUGGAAAAUUUUGGAUCCAUAUCUCGAUACAAAAUCCUCAGCAAAUGCUGUCGAAGACAUCCUAAAUGGUUUUAGUAAGCAACAGAUCGAUGUAACAACAAGUUUGGAAAGUUGGACAACACAUAUAGCGGAAAAACGUGAAGUGGAAACCAUAUUGGAAAAGAUCAUGAGUGAUAAUGCAGAGACCGCUACGAAAACCACACACGUGGAUACCCAAUUAUAUCCAAUAUUUACUUCAACAUCUGUUGAUGCCAAACAGCUACAUGCGACCACCCAAGACAAAUUGAAAUUGGUGCUGCAAGACAUCGACCAGGCACAACACGAAAUACAAGAACGUGUUCACACCACGCUCGCUAUUCAAACGAAAGAUCCCGAAUCUAUGCAAAAAAUCGAACAGGUCAUCAGCAACCUACGAACCCUGAAAGCCAAACUGGAUGGCAUACGUUACGACUACAAGACACUUGUCGAAAGUGUUUUACAAUUUUUGGAAAAUGUUACGAAAAUGCGCUACGAAAUCGAUAGCUAUUUCCUGAAGCAGCAACAGCAAUACCAGCAGAAUAGCAACGAUGCCAUCGAACGUUGCAUAGCCGACCAUGAGAAAUUCCGUGAAAUGGUCAUGGAUAAAUUUAGAUCACUCAUCACCCAGUCAGAACUAUUGAUUGAUCGUGUUAGAGCUUUGGAGCCUCCCGGAGCCAAGGAAAUUGAUACCGAUCGUAUUUUGAAAUUGUUGGAGAACUUACGCAUCUGUUUUGAGUCAUCGAAUAGCGAGAGAAUGUCGUCGUUGGAGCGUCUGGAGAAAUUGGAACAAUUUAAGAAUGACAUUAUGGAUAUUAAUCGCAGUUUGGAUAGUGUUUGCAAGCAAUUGCAAGAGAUCAAUAAUCAAAGUGUUGACAGUUUGGCAGCAGCCAAGACCACAUCUUUGGCUUUUGAGUAUUUUGAACGUACCAUAGAGUUGCUCGAAAAACGCAUAGAAAAAUUCACCGAAACAACAACACAACAACUAUUGAUCUCAAAUCCGGAAAGUGAGUCGUAUGUAAGAGAAGAGUUAAGAAAACUGAGUGACAAGUGGCAGCAGUUUAAGGAUCAAGUGAAAAAUAAACGCAAAUCUCUAGAUCAAGCAACAGAUUUCUUUGAAAUUAUAGAGAAGAUCGAUGCUGAAUAUCACGAAAUUAGCUAUUUCUACAAUAGUGUUUCCAAUAAAAUCACCUAUUUACGUGAUCCUGUUGAGGCCUCCAACCUAGUAAACGAUAUUGAUCGUUAUGUCAAUGAACGCGAAGCUCCUUUGAGAGAAAAACUGGACAAUGCCGCCAAAUGUUCCCAUGACAUGGGCAAAGUUUCUCAAUUGUAUAAUGAUGUCAUGACCAUGUUCCAAUCGUUUAUGAAACUUAAAUCUGACAUUACCAUUGUGCAAGAACGUUUGAAACAUGAGGAAAGAGCCAAAGAACAGCGUGAGAGAGAAGCUCGUGAGCAAAUCGAACGUGAAAAGGCUGCUCGAGAGGCUGAAGCUCGUGAAAGAGCUGCCCGUGAGGAGGAAGCACGUCUGCAAGCACUUAAAGAGCAGGCGGCACGUGAACAAUUUGAGCGAGAGAAAAUGGCCCUUGAGUUGGCAGCACGUGAAAGAGCCAUAAGAGAAGAAGAACAGCGCUUAAUGGCCGCCCGAGAACAAGCAGCACGUGAACAAGCUGCCCGCGAAUAUGCAGCCAGAGAAGCAGAAGAGGCACGUUUAAGAGCUCUACGUGAGGAAGAGGCUCGUCUGCAGGCAGCUCGUGAACAAGCUCAACGAGAACAAUAUGCUCGCGAACAGUUGGCACGCGAGGAAGAACAAGCUCGCCUUAAGGCUUUGCGCGAUGAAGAAAUUCGUCUGUUGGCUUUAAGAGAACAAACCAUACGUGAAGAUGAACUCAGGCUUCAACAAUUGAGAGAACAAAACAAGCGUGAGGAAGAAGCUCGCCAGCAGGCCUUUAAAGAACAAAUGAAACGUGAAGAAGAGGCUCGUUUGCAGGCCGUACGUGAUCAAAUCGAUCAUCAGCGUUUGGUCACCGAAAACAUACGCAAGGAUGUACAAAUCAAUCAUAUAUUUACGGAAAUUAAAUACUCCUCUCCCCAAUUCACUAAACAACUAAAGGAUGCCGUAACACGUGAAAAUGAUAAAUUCACUUUUGAGUGUGAAGUUACCGGCAAUCCGGAACCCUCUAUUGAGUGGUUUAAGGAUGGCAUUUCCAUACAAAACAAUCCCGAUUAUAAGACCAGCUUUAACAAGGGCCUUUGUCGUUUGGUCAUCGAAGAAACCUUUACCGCCGAUUCGGCUAGAUUUACAUGUCGUGCUGCUAAUUUGGUGGGUAAUGCUGAGACUUCAGCCAGCUUGUCGGUGCGUGAAAAUGCAGCUGAUAUUCAAAUGAUUGCUCCACGUAUUGUACGUUUCUUGGAGAGCGGCAAGGCCAAGGAGGGUUCCUCCUAUGAAUUCUCCUGCGUGGUUACCGGCAAUCCUUUGCCCACUGUGCAAUGGUAUAAAAACGAUAAAUGCAUUGAUGAUUCACCCGACUAUGUGAUCAGUUAUAAUAACGGUGAGGCCAAGUUGCGUUUUGAGGAGGUGUUCUUGGAAGAUGAUGCUGUUUAUACUUGCAGUGCUUCCAAUCCAGCGGGUAUUGAGCACUGCUCGGCUAGUUUGAUUGUGGAACCUUUGGAGCCCACAGAAAUGCCUCAUUUCAAAAUACCUCUUACCAACGCUAUGGCUCGUGUGGGUCAAAAGAUUAAAUUGGAGGCUUUGAUAGGUGGUAUACCACGUCCAGAUAUUUAUUGGCUACACAAUGGCAAACCGUUUUAUCCACGAGAUAUUAAGUAUGAAUACGGUCGUGUAACGGUUAUAAUCCCGCAAGCUUAUCCCAACGACGCCGGAGUUUAUGUACUGACAGCUAAAAAUUUAGCAGGUGAAGCGUAUAGUUCGUGUAACGUUAACGUCAAAGGACGUCUGCCCAACGAGACAUCCGAUUCGGAAAUGGCUUCCGACAUGGAUGUGGAACCCAUCAAACCCUCUGUGCAAUUGGCCUUGAAAGACGUUUCGAUAUUCGAGGGCAAACCAGUGCGUUUGGACUGUGUGAUUGUGGGCCAACCCGAACCGGAGGUUAUUUGGUAUCACAACGAUAGGCCCGUCAAAGAAUCGGCCGAUGUACAGUUGCUGUUUCAGGGCGACAAGUGUUCGUUGAUCAUACAAGAGGUUUAUCAAGAAGAUGGUGGCAACUACAGAGUAGUGGCCAUUAAUUCAGCUGGUGAGGCCUCAAGUAGUUGUGAAUUGAAAGUGACACCUUUGAAUAUAGCCGAACCGGCCACCAGGGCCCAAUCGGAAAGACAAUCAUUGGCCAAGGAAUUGGAACCUAAAUUUGAGAAAUUCCUUAGUGAUGUUUUGGUCGAUGAGGGUGAAACCGUAGACAUGGAAGUGAUAACAAGUGGCGAUAAGCCCAUGACAGCCAAAUGGUAUUUGACCAAUAAAGAAUUAACCAACACCGAUCGUUUCCUAAUCGAAUCUAAUCCCCAUGGAGGUGUCUUCAAGCUAACCAUUAAGAAUGUUAACAAUGAUGACAAGGGUGUUUAUACCGUGAAAGUUUUCAAUAGUGCUGGUGAUGCUAAAUGUUUCUCACACUUGAUAGUGAAAUCCGUGAAUGCUCCCGAAAGCCAACGUUCCCAACAAGUGGAGAUUGUUGAACAAAAGACCUGCCCCGAGUUCAAGGAAUUGUUUUCGGACAAAACUGCCGAUUUGGAGGAUUUGGUGAAAUUCGAGUGUAUUGUUAAAGGUAAACCUACGCCAAAGGUACAUUGGUAUUUCAAUGAUCAGCCGGUGCAUGGCCACAAUUUCCUGGUUUCCACCAGUGGCGACCGGGAAGUUUUGACCAUUCAAAAGGUAGGUCCCGAUACAGUAGGAAAAGUAAGUUGUGUAGCCGAAAACGAUGUGGGCAAAGCAACUUGUGUAGCAUUUUUGGGUUUGGUGGGCUCUGGCCUAGAAUGUAUGCCCGCCCAGAGCAAUAUGCAAACCAUGACUCAGGAACACAACACCGACUCAUCACGUGUCACCAUUAAGAAACAAACAUUCACUACCACCUCCACCUCACAAGUCAGUUCGUAUGAGGGCAAUAUGCCUCAAACCGAAAUACACCACUCAUCGGCUCAUAUCGAUCAGUCAUUAAAACAAUUGGGCGCCCAAAGACCCGAAAUUAUGGAAUCACAUCAUUAUCAGGAAUUACACAAAUCAAAAGAUAUGUCUUCACCUCAUAUGCAACAGAAAUCAUUUGUACUCGUCCAAUCGGCCACAAAUGGCUCUAGUGCCACACAGAACGCUAUUGUACCCAGUUCGCCCACACGUACACGUCGUGAGAUUGCUCCACGUUUCACUACACCUCUGACGGGUAAGAUUGUUGACCAGGGAGCUGAUGUCAGCAUGGAAGCCAUUUAUGACGGUUUUCCAUCGCCCGAAAUCAAGGUCGAGAAAAAUGGUGCCCAACUCUUUGACACUGAUCGCUUGAAGAUUGGCAACAAGUGCAAUCGUGUCACCAUCGAUCUGAAAGAGGUUAAUGUUGGUGAUGCAGGUCGUUAUGCUGUCACCGCCAGCAAUACCAUGGGUCAAUCGACCAGUACAGCCGAUUUAGUAGUCAAGAAAACCAUCUUCCCGCCUGUCUUUGGCAGACGUUUACAGGCCCAAGUUGUUAAAAAGGGCGAAAAAAUCAUUAUGGAAGUGGAAGUGACUGGUUUGCCUGAACCCACGGUGGUUUGGAUGAAAGAUGAAAAACCUUUGAAUGAAUCAGGUUUGUCAGUACAUAGACUACUAACACAAGGCAACACCCACAAAUUGAUCAUUGAAAAGGGACAAGUAAGCGAUUCUGGCAAAUACAUGGUUAAAGCCACCAAUGCAGGUGGUGAAGCCAAAAGUAUAGCCGAUUGCGCUGUCUUGGAGCCAACACCCGAACGUAUGCAAGAAGUGGUCAAGACCAUUGUCUUUGAGACGCCCAGUGAAUUCAAAUCUGAAACGCUUGCCAAAGAACCUCAGUCGUUCGAAACCCAACAAUCUGAAAUAACCACCUCCAACGAUUUGCAUGGCUUAUCUGAGUCAAAGAUCAUAACUGAGCAUCGUUGCACUACUGAGGCAACCAUGCGUCUAGAACACAAAUCCGCCUACUUAGAUUUGCCCGAAUUGCAACAACGUACCAACAACAAUAACAACACAGUUCCCACACAAAAUGAGGUCAAACAAAUGCCAACAACAACCACAACAACUACCCACCAACACAUCACCACCCCAAUUAACCAGGAUGUAACUGAUUUCAGCCAUCAAUUGGAACAAUUAAAGUCACUCUCAUCCAAUUUUGAAAACCUGAACACCAAGAUUGGCUACACUCAAACCCCACCACCAGUGCCACCCAAACCUUAUCCACCAGUAACUGCCACUAUCGUGCCACAUCCAAAUGAAAACUACAACACCAGCUCCAUGACAUCAACAAUGUCCUCUUCGAAUACCAGCGAAAAGAAAUCCUCUUCCUUUGAGUAUUUCAAGAAAAUCGAUGAGGUAAACAAAGAGAGGCCCCCAGAGGAACACACAAACUAUCAAAAGCAGACUGCAAAACCCACAAAGGUGGAAUCACAGAAACCUUCCUUUAAUUUGGAAGAAGAAUUAAAGAAUUUGAAUCUGGUACCAGGUUCUCCACCAGAAAUUUGUUACACCACCAACACGGAGAAAACCAAUAAAGCCACUUUAAAUGAAAAAAUACAAAAAAUCGAAGAACGACAAAUUAGUAGCAAAGAACCUCCUCAUGGUGGUGUCUCCAUCUUUCCACCACAAACACCCACUAAAUCUCCAGCUGCAGCUCCCAGCUUUGCUCCAAAUAUGCCUAUAUCUUCGGAAACCUAUAGUCACGAUACUAUGCUAACGAAAACGGUAAAGGUGGAAUAUGGCCAGCCUAUAAUGAGACCAGCGGCCACUUUACCCACUCCAGCCCAACAAUUUACUCGCUCGCCCUCUCCUAAGCCCUCGGCUGAGGGUUUGGCCAUGUCCAAAUUGUGGACUCCUAAUCAUGUAAGUGGCUAUGAAAGUUGCACCAGUGAGUUUGAGCAACACAGUGAUACCAAAACCCAAAAGCAUGAAGUUAAAGAGAUUAAAAUCCAAAAACUAGCCACACCCACCCAGGAAUUAAGUGCUCCCUUCCUAGUCAAGCAGAUUACACAAUCCAUACCCAUACCUCGGGCCAAAACACCCAUACAAGGCAUAGAUUUAAAGCCAGGAACACCGCCAGAAAUUUGCUUUGCCGGCCAGCCAGAACAGCGUCACCAGUCUUUAGUAGAGACCAUGGAGAAAACCAUUGAAGAGAAUCUCAUACAAGGCGGACCUUCUAGGGUUUUGCCACAUUCAGUGCCCACCAUAACACCUACAAUGGCCAGCUCCAAACCUGCCUACAAACCACCACCUCCCGUAGUGCCCCUCAAAAUGCAAACUCCCCGCGGAGAAUACUAUGAAAGUGAUUAUGAAAGCGAUCGUUGGAAAUAUAGUGGCAGUGAAUCGGAUGAAACCUCUUUGCGUCAACCUCUACAACACACCCAUCCAAGUGCUUUCAAAACAAAUGGCUAUGCAGCCGAUACCGAGGAAAUAUCCAGUUUCUCUAAAAUGGAAUCCUCCACCAUGGAAAAUAAAUCGUUUUAUGAAAGUUCCUCCAGCAAUAAUGGUGCUGGUCUGCGACCACAACCACCUGCCCAACUCUAUUACACCUCCUCGAAUGCCAGCCAACAUAAUGCACCCGAUAAACAGGAAUCAUUUGCAUCACAAGAAAAUAAAUAUCAUCAUGAGGAUAAGGAUUAUAAGGUUACAUCGAUGACCAAGAAUAUUGCCUACAAUAUGUCGUCGUCAUCAACAACUGGUCCCAAAUUUCAGUCGACACCCAUUAAGGCUCCCGUGGCACCCAGUCCAAUACCAGUGCAACGUAAAACACCAGCUGAAUUCAGUGAUUACAGCAGUGAGAUUGAUGAACGUUUCCGUUCUGUAUCACGCAAUUGUGAGUCAGAAAAUGAAUUGAAAGGUUAUCGUGUAGUGUUUCCACCUACACCGGUACCAAGUGCCAAGCUUAAUGGUCACAAGUCGCCUGUGGUGGUGGUAACACCCUCACCCAUGGAAUUUGAGACGGUGCAAGCUAAGCCUAAAUUUGAACCCAUCAGACAGGAGCAAAGGCAUGAGGUUAAAACUGAAACUAGUAAACAACAGUUUCAUAGUUACAAGCAGCAACAGAUGCAGCAACAAACUCAACAGGUUUUCAAACCCAAACCGGUGGCUGCUAAAUUCUUGGCUGCUGCCCAGCAGCAACAAACUCCACCACAACAGCCCCAGUUUAGGCCACAGCCUCAAUAUCAACCACCAGCUGCUAGUAACCAGCCUACUGUGUACUAUAAUGCCAUAGCUGGCACACCUUUGCAUAUGGCCAAGAUGGCCACUGAGACCAAAAAUGUUAUGCAAAUGAAGGAGUCCUCGGAAACCUGCCAACGUGUGGUGAAUAUGCAGCAAACCAAGCGUGUUAUACACUUCGAUUCCCAAAAGGAAGAGUCAUCCUCACACAUGCAAAAUUAUGGUCAGCAGCAACAGCAGCAAUUGGAACCUUUCCCCUACAGUCCCACACCCUCACCCCGCUGUACCCCAGCACGCCAACGUAUGCCACCACCACCCACACCCACUAAAUUUGUACCAGGGGACUUUAGAGAAUCCGACUAUGAUAGCGAAAUUGAGAAUGCUAAAAUUUCUCCCCUCUGGACGCCCAUGGGUGAACAGGGUCCUCUGCGUUUCCGUCAUGUAGAGCCACCACGUCCUGGCCGUUCCUGCAGUCUGCCACGCUCCUAUGAACGUGUCCUCUCACCCAUGGAAUUCGAUCAUGGUCCCGAGAUGCCCUCAAAAAUACAAAUCGAUGCCAAUGCCUUGCGCCAACAACGCGGCAGCAGUGUUAAUCCUCGUACUCAAUCACUGAGUCGCCACUCGUCCAUGCGCUCCAACCAACAAAACUAUCAAUCUACGCUUUACGAGCAGGAUCAGCAAAACUUUUCUCGCGAUGACAUGAAUCUCAAAGUGGGUUCUCCACCCCGCUAUGGCUAUAUACAAUCUCAGGCUGAAGAGCAGGCUAAAACUAUGAGUUCCACAUUUAUGCAAAAGUCUCACAAGUUUGUGGAAGAUGUAAAAGAGGAUCUUCACAAGAUUACCAAAACUACCAUGGUUAAUGGUUCCAGCACAGAGCCUCGUGUUAUAACGCACAGUUUUAGACCCGGUUUCAAGCGGGCACCCAGUGAGGGUGACAAUAAGCCUCAGGCAUAUCGUGAUGAGUCCAGAGUUUCACAAUACGGUACGAAAUGUGUUGAUCCCAAUACCGGUUUAAUUUACUUUAAAUAUGAUUUCGGUUAUGAAUUCGGUAUAUUAUUCCCCGGCGAGGGUCACAAAUUUGUGGCCAACAAAUGGAAUAGUUCACAAUCAACUUUGCCCCCGACUACCGCCCAACAGCUUAAACAAACGGGUCGCAAGUCACCCUAUCCUUUGCCGGGUGGUCGCGACUUAGUAAUACCGGUGCGUCAUGAACGUUCCACGACCUCAACACCCACCCAAUUCUAUGGCAGUCAGUCGGGUAGCGGUGGCUAUUAUUCAGAUACCGAAACCUGCAAACACCCUAGAGGUCCAUCAUAUAUGAAGACAUCCUCCAAUGCUUCUUCGUUUGCCACAAAUAGACUUAAAAAACGUUACAGUCUACCCAAUACCCAGGUGAUCGAUGUCAAUAUCGAUCGUCUGCACAGUAAUGGUUCGCUACACAAUUUACAUCGUUUACCUUACCCAGAUCUACCACAAGAUGUACCAGUUAAUGCACAUUUAAAUCGGGAUGAAUAUCCACAAAAGCCACCCAUGUUUAUAACACCCCUUAAGGAUAGAGCUGUGGUAGCUGGCCAACAGGCCCGUUUCGAAUGCAUCGUCCAGUGUAAUCCUCAGCCCAGUGUAAUGUGGAAUAAGAAUGGCUACGAUUUGGAAAGUAGUAAUAAACAUAUUUUAGAGUAUAGAAAUGGCGUUUGUCGUCUAACUAUACCACAAGCAUAUCCAGAUGAUGCUGGUACUUACUCUUGUUGUGCUGCAAAUCCCUUGGGCUCGGCUACUACCACAGGCUCUUUAGAAGUAACUGGCAAAUAUAAUGCUGGUUCACGUUUUUAAACAAAGAGAUUUUCUUUUUCUUUCUUUAAGUUAGAAUUAUUUAUUAAAUAAUUUUUAAUCACCUGCUUAAAUGGUUAAAUGGUUAAAUGGAGACAUGAAUAAGUUUUUUGUUUAAUGAAAUUGUAUUGCUUUCGAUGAUGCUAAAACCAGAAUGUUGAGAAACAAUGUUGCAGCUAUAAGGGGGGUAAUAUGGGAAAUUUUAUAGGAAAAAUUUGAAUAUUAAGAUAUUGUUAUUUAAAGAAAUCUUUUUAGAAUAGAGCUAAAUCCAAAAUGUUGCUAAACUAAAAGUAGAGCAACAUGUUGCUUAUGUUAGCAAACAAGUUAACAUCUACUUUCAAUGAAAUGAGACUACACAUACAUAAAUAUAUCUGCUAAAUAUUAUAAAAAAAAACAUUUAAUAUUCAAAGAUUUUUUCUAAAAAUAAUCCACCAAAAUUAGAGCAACAUGUUGACAAUAUUUGUAAACAAAUUUCAAUCAAACUUUAUCUCAAAUGUGGCUAAACAUGUAUAAAUAUAAAUAUGACUGCAUCAGCUAAAAAUUAUAUAAAACAACGAUUUACAUCUGCAACAUGUUGCUAGCUUCAAUUGUUUAUAAACAUUUAUAUAACUUUAAUGUUAGGAAAACUAAGGCUUUCUUAAGCAUAAUAUUUUUCCAUAUGAAAAUCAAACAAGGAAAUUGUCUUAAAUAUAAAAAAGAAAUCGUUUAAAAUCACUUUUUAAUAAUGAAAUAGCAUCAGCAUGUUGCCAGCAGAAUAUUUUCCAGAUAAACAAACAAUUUAAUUACAGCAACAUGUUGCUAACAUCAAUUUAAGGAUAGUACUCUUUAAGAAGUCUUGCAACAAUUUGUGUCAAAAUCCAAACAAACAAAAUUGUAAGCAACAUUUCAGCAAUUAUAGUUUUGAAUCGUUAAAUAGUCUAAACAGCUUGCCAGGAACAUAAAUUUUACGUUUGCUUAUUUAAAUUUCUGUAUACAACGAAUGAAAAGAGAAAUAAUUAAAAUGUUUCUUUCAUUUCUUUAAAAUGUUGCUGUACAAUGUUUCAGCAACAUUUAUUUUGUUAGACUAUCAUAAACAAUGUUGCUAAAAGGUUUGUAAACAUAUGUAUGUUUGCACCAGCUACAUGUUGAUUAUAUUAAUUGUUAAUGUUUUGUAUUAAAUGUUGCUGCUGUUCAAAAUUUAGUAAAAUUAAGGUGAAACAAAGUUUCGUUAAAUAUGAAAUGAUCUGAACAUCUUGCAAGCAACAUAAUUUUUAUGGUAGUUUGUUAAUAAUUCAGUGACAACAAAUAAAAAAGAAUGAAAAGAGAAGUAAUUAAACGAUUUCUCUUGCUGUUUUGUUUAUUUUAAACCAAUAUGUUUCUAUACAAUGUUUCAGCAACAUUUAUUUUGUUAGACUAUUAUAAACAAUAAUAUUUUUCGCAAACAAUUUUUAAACUUUUAAUAUAACAAAAUUAAGGUUUUAUGAAGGCGAAACUACAAAUGUUUACUUCAGCAACAUGUUGCUAUCAUUAAAUGUUGCUAAUCUUUAAAGAAAUGUUCCAUUAUGAAGUAUUUAAACAUACAAAAAUGUUGCAGCAAUUCGGUUUAGUAUUCAUAAUUGUUUAUCAACAAUGUUGCGGGAUUGCGUAUAUCUUUAGUCUAUUGUCUACACAUUUGACAUAUCAAACAGUACUAUGUCUGAAGUUAAAACUAUUACCAACCUUUUAAACUAUAAAAUAUGUAACAAAAAAUUUAAGCUUAUGCCAAAGUUUCAUUCUGCUAAUAAAAAGAAGACACGAAGAUGUUAGGAAUACAUCCAAUUUAAAUCUUUAAAAUGUCAAACUAAGGAACAUGUUGCUAGAAUUUAUAUCAAUAUGCAAAAUAAAGUCAACAUGUUGCUAGAAUUUAUAUAUUAUUUAAAACUAAUUUUUAACUUUCUUAUUUAAAUUAUAACAAAAUAACUUAUUAUUCCUUUAGAUGUUGCCUCACCUAUAAUGCAACAUUGUUUCCAAACCUUUUGUCUCCAUAAACAUGUUUCUUUUAGCCAACAUUUACAUAUUAAAACAUUAUUAAAAUUUCUUAGUUUUUAAAAUAUCCCUAUAAAUGUUUCUAUAUAUUUCUUUUAAUUUUUUUUUUUUUUUUUUGAAUUAAAAUUGUAUUUAAUUAAUUGUUUAUCAUUUUCAAAAGUAACCAUUUAAUUAAGCUUAAAAUGAUAUUGUAACCCUCAGCUAAGCAAUUUUUGUUCUAUUAAAUUUUAAAAACGAAUUUUAGGUCCCAAAGAAACUAAACGAACAUUUUAAAUGUUUUAUUAAUGCUUUCUACCUUUCUAUUAUUUAAAUUAUUUUAAAAGUAAUGAGAAAAGAAUUUUCAAUGAAGAAAAAAAAUAACAAAAAAAAAACAAACCAAAAACAGCAACGAUGUUCAUUAAUUUUAAACAUUAUUCUAUAGUAUUACAUGUGUUUUUAACUAAAUAUUAAAAAUAUUAUAUUUUAUUUUAUUCUUGUGCAUUAUUUUCAAUAAAGGUAUUCAACGAUAUAAAAAGUCAUGUGAAUAAAA